AUGCAGUUAAUCGCAGUUCGGUGCAUGGUAGUGCCGGACAUCGUUUGUGUGACACGGUAUGCACUUGCGCGUUACUUCCUGGCACAAGCUGUGUGUUGUUGCGUUGACAAUGAUCUGGAAACUGGUGGAUGGAGGGGGUUGGAGGGGGUUGGAAGUGCUCCUGCACAGGCAGCACCAGUGUCUUUGAUGAAGCACGGUGUGCAAUCCAUCCGCACGGGAGAAUGGCGUGGCUCCGACAUCACUACGGGAAGAAUGCGGCGCAGGGCUUUUUGUGCGGCGCCCUUGCGUGAAUCAGUGCUCUCUGCAUGCUGA
Messenger RNA from Ostreobium quekettii, 312 nucleotides. The record is from the annotation of a GenBank genome assembly. NCBI's taxonomy places the organism in Eukaryota, Viridiplantae, Chlorophyta, Ulvophyceae, Bryopsidales, Ostreobiaceae.